Molecule: messenger RNA, 1481 nt
Organism: Eptesicus fuscus (big brown bat)
Lineage: Eukaryota; Metazoa; Chordata; Mammalia; Chiroptera; Vespertilionidae
Gene: POLR2M
Product: RNA polymerase II subunit M
Exons: 4
Coding region: 139-1245 (368 amino acids)
Biological process (GO): intracellular signal transduction; maintenance of ER location; transcription elongation by RNA polymerase II
Cellular component (GO): nucleus; nuclear envelope; intracellular anatomical structure
Molecular function (GO): transcription elongation factor activity
Source: RefSeq, a predicted model, not a curated record
AUAAAACCAGUCCUUCCGGGAAAAUGGCGACGCCCUCGAGUGCCCCAGAGUCGCCGCCGGCCGCGGACCCGGCGCUGGCAGCGGGGGCUGCCGAGGGAGCCGAGGGCCCGCCGUCCCGCCCGCCGCAGCCCCCGCAGAAUGUCCUCGCUGCCCCGCGGCUUCGAGCCCCCAGCUCCCGAGGACUUGGGGCGGCGGAGUUUGGCGGAGCUGCGGGAGAUGUUGAAGCGCCAGGAGAGACUUUUGCGCAACGAAAAAUUCAUUUGCAGAUUGCCCGACAACGGUAAAAAGAUCUUGGACUCUGUUGUCAAACUGAAAGCUGCCAUUGCAGAACGUGAAGAAGUUAGAGGAAAAAGUGAACUGUUUCAUCCUAUUAGUUUAGACUGUAAACCAAGGCAAAAAGCAAUUGCAGUUGACGUGGACACAGAUAAGGCCCAGAAUUCUGACCAGAUACUUGAUACUUCAUCACUAGUUCCUGGCUGUUCUUCUGUAGAUAACACCACGUCGUCUAAAACAGCCUCACAACAGGGACUUGUACGUUCUAGUCACAAAGGUGAUGAAGAGGCUCCUCAGGUUGGGUACCCAGUGAACAAGUGCCCAGCUUCCAGCAGCAGAGCCACCGCUCCUUCCUCACCCGAAGCCACUGAGUGUCUCCCUCAGCAUCCUGGGUCAGGUCCAGCAGAAGAUACUUCUACCAGCUCCGACGACCUCUUCAUUGACAGGUUACAAAGUAUCACAAUUGCAGACCCAGAUGAGCAACAUUCGGAAGAGAACACGAGGACUGAGAACUUGACAGGCCUUCGUAGCGGGACACAGAAGAAGCCUCAUUACAUGGAAGUGCUAGACAUGCGAGCCAAAAACCCAGUGCCCCCACCACGUAAAUUUAAAACCAAUGUGUUACCUUCACAACAGAAUGAUUCACCGAGUCAUCCGCAGAGAAGAGGGUCUCCUAUUUCCUCAGAGGAAAGGCUGCGCAGGGAUAAGCAGCAUCUCGAUGACAUCACAGCGGCUCGGCUUCUGCCACUGCACCAUCUGCCUGCACAGCUGCUCUCCAUAGAAGAGUCUUUGGCACUUCAGCAACAGCAGAAACAGAGUUAUGAGGAGAUGCAAGCAAAGCUCGCAGCACAAAAAUUAGCUGAAAGACUGAAUAUUAAAAUGCAGAGCUAUAAUCCAGAAGGGGAGUCUUCGAGGAAAUACCGAGAAGUAAGGGAUGAAGAUGAUGAUCAGUCCUCUGAUGGUGAAUUCUGAAGAUGGGCAUUGGGGUACUCUCCUGACUCUGCCUGUUGAAAUGUCAUUUUCUUACAUCAGACUUUUCUAACAAGUAUCAAGAUCAGUGUCAGAUGUUGAGGGAAAUAAUAUUAUAAAGUUACGCAACAGUAGCUAUAAAAAUAGUUUGUCUUUCAGAAGAUAACUUUCAUGUACUGGAAAAGUUUAACAUUUGAAUGUUGUGUUUAAACAUUGUAUUAAAGUUUUGCAGUAUGUUG